This is a messenger RNA of Scutellospora calospora, 399 nucleotides long. The record is from the annotation of a GenBank genome assembly. Lineage: Eukaryota; Fungi; Glomeromycota; Glomeromycetes; Diversisporales; Gigasporaceae.
AUGGACGAGACACCAGUUUAUUUUGAUAUAGCAGGUGCUAUGACCAUGAACACCAAAGAUGCAAAGACCAUUCAUAUAAAAUAUUGGAAUAAUUCUCGACCAGAACUACAUAAUUCAAAAGCAUUGCUAGUCUUUGAUUCUUUUUUAGCUCAUAUUAUAGAUCAGAUAAAGGCAGCAUUACGUUCAGGAAAUACAGAUUUGGCUGUUAUUCCCAGGGGUCUUACUAAUAAGCUUCGUAAGUAUUGGCAUAGAUGGAUGACAAAUGGUGGCAAUGGUAUGACUAAGAAUGGAAACUUGAAUGAGGAUCAUUUGAUUUACAAUGAUGACGAUGAAUCUAAUAAUGAGGAGGAAUCUGAUGAAGAUGAAGAGGAGGAAUCUGAUGAAGAACCCGAUGAAUAA